This is a messenger RNA of Anopheles moucheti, 5975 nucleotides long. RefSeq lists its product as uncharacterized. Gene Ontology annotation, biological process: regulation of DNA-templated transcription. The transcript has 7 exons. Bases 1 to 5352 code for a protein of 1783 amino acids. Gene Ontology annotation, molecular function: protein binding; zinc ion binding. The record is from RefSeq and is a predicted model, not a curated record. Lineage: Eukaryota; Metazoa; Arthropoda; Insecta; Diptera; Culicidae. Gene Ontology annotation, cellular component: nucleus.
AUGGAGCAACCACCCGUACCGAAUCCGGCAGCCGGUAAGAUCACGUGCAAAGCCUCAAACCGUGGUACAAAAUCGCAACGACCAAAAAAAGCUGCACAAACUUCACUGCUAAUACCCACGGCGGAUGGUUGGAAAAACGGUGCCGUUCCCAACUUUAAAGUAGGUGAACUGUUGCGAGGAAACCGAUUAUCACUCGAUUGCCGUGAAUUACUGUUCCGAGCAGUGCAGACUAAUUCUGCGUCUGGUACCGACAUUGUUGGUAACGCAACGAUCCUGUCCGGUGAUGGGACGAUGAUACCGUCUAUUUUCCCCAAGCCUGUACUGUGCGAAAACGUGCAGCUUGUAAUGCGGAAUCAGCAACCGGUACCGAAUCAUCCGCAUGCAACCAAGAGCAGUAAAUCGAAACAUAAUCGAAUCGAAUCGAAGAAGCGUAUCGAUGUACGUCCGGACGUAAGCAUCUUCAAGAUUCCCAUGCCUCAUCCUUCCAGUGUUCUGGCUGGCAAAACUAAAGCUAUGUCGAACCAGCAACAAAACGGUCCAUCAUCAAUCAUAGCACCAAACCCCGCACAGGCUUUACCGAUCGCCAGCCCAACCGUGAUAUUGCCGACCAAUUCGUCCGGUACGAUCAACGAACUGCAGUUUAUUCCUGGGCCGACGACAACACCGACCACCACCGGGUUGCGAUUGUAUCGUCCAAUUGCCCCGAUGCCCACGGUGCAAAGUUUGAUAACCACUGCUUCUUCGCCUGUAUCAACUGUGCCUCCGAUACUGUUACCGUCUGCGGUCACAAUUAAUCAAUCGGUACCAACGGCCUCCGUCGUAAUGAACUCUACCAGCACAGGAAACCUUCCGAACGGCGGUGGUGUAUCGAGUGUGGUGAUGCAGUCGGUUGUACCAGCGCAUAUACAAGCCAACCCACUUCAGGAUCAGUCCGCACUUUACGCUGGUGGGUCGAAACUCGUGCUUCCGUUCGGUACCACCAUCAAGGUAACGCAGCAGGGUGCCGUUUAUCAGCCACAGCCUCAAAUGCAGCCCACUGCCGUGCUGCCGAUAGCUACGGUCAAUGCACAGCUACAACCGGCACUCGUACAUGCACCAUCCCCACCGGUACUACAGUCGCUUGGUACCAUUUCGAUCUCAAAGCCGCACCAACAACCGCAGAAGAUAGUGUUAAAUACUAGGCUUCCGAUCGCUUCAUCUUCAGCAGGUCCAAUUAAUCCGGCAAAUAUGCCACCGCUGUACGUGCCUCCAAAUAAGGCAACGAUUGUUACAAGCGUGCCAAAAGCCGGUGUUCCGAUACCAACGGUAGCUGUCACCGGCAAGAUUCAUGGCGAGGCUCGCCAGAUAGUGGUCACGGGUCCUGUCAACAAUGACGUAGUCAAGCGCCGUAUGUCCAUGGGUAUAGUAAAGGUACCGGCAGCCACAGUUGAGCAGCAAGAGCUAAGGAAACCUAUCAAAGCAUUUCCUAUUCCUUUACUGACUCCGUUCACGCCUCAACAGACCGUACAGCAGCAGCAGCAGCAGCAGCAGCAGCAGCAACAGCAACAGCAACAGCAGCAGCAGCAACAAGAUCAAACCAUGCCACUUCCUUCGAGUGCCCGACAUUUUGCGGAACAGUGUGGCCAAACAGCAAACGUAAAUUUGUCGCUACAGUUGGAAAAUGAACCAGCUGCUCCCAUCACCGAGGACGAGUUGUCGAACGAUGGUUCCAUGCUGGUGAUGGACCUUGGCGAAACCAACACGCCGGAGAUGAAACAGGGCGAUAAAGGUAUGAUUUUCGGCAAAGGCAUGGAACGUGCUGCCAUUAUUGCACAGGCAAACGGGGAAAACUUGGUAGAGGUUGAUAACGAUCCAGAGACAAAUGUUGGCGAACAGUCUCAUGAUGGAUCCAAUUUUUCCAACCUGGUAGGUCUGUUAGCUGAAAAGAAUGUUUCUUAUCCACGGGAGGUACCCAAAACUCCGGAAAAAAAGGAAUCAUCAUCGCUGGAAGUCGGAGCGACCGGUACCGGUACAAACGUAAGUCCCCGAUUGCAGAAGCGUUCAUCUUCCGAGCAUCAACAGUCAAAGGUAAAAAUGAGCUUAUCAUUUGCGGAUGCUGCUGUUCCGCAGAUAAAUCCGAACCGCCGACGGUUUUCGGAGUUUGCUCUGGUUCGGGCACCACCGGUCGGUGUUACUAUUCCGUUUACGGACGAAAAUUACUAUAUACCGCUCGGUUCCAAUAAUGCACGUAAGGCCACGAUCUGUCUUGAGCGGAAACCCGGUCCCAUGCAGGAACCGCAACCCAUUUCUGCUGGUAAUCAAAAGCAUAAAGAACCAUUGGUACACCCGCAACCAUCAUCAUCAUCGUCACCAUUAUCACCAUCAGCGCAAAACGUUUCGUUAUUGUGUAAUGAAACGAUUGAUGUACCGAAACAGAUCGAAGAUAUGCUGAAGAAACGACGUGUUGUCCAGAAGCAAGCUAGACCGGCGACCGAUCCAGUUAACGAGAUGGAUCAGGAAUCGGUCACAUCGGAGGAGUUUAUUCGCAAAAAGCAACACUUGGCAAAGGAAAACAGUAUUGAGCGUAGUAUUAACAGUCGGUCUACAUCCAUGUCCUCCGAUAGUAACGUACCCCCUGGGAAGCUGGCACGCGGCAACCAACCAUCAUCGGAAUCGAUCAAAAAGAGCGCAUCGGGAACGCGACCCGGUGGCAAAAAGUCGCGAGCAGCUGCUGGCGAAGCUUCGAAUCAAAUCACGCCAUCCGAAUCGUCCGCAAGUCUGCAGGACGAUGGUGGACCGGUGUACGAUACUUCGACCGUUGCGGAUCAUCUGCGCUGGUAUGAUGGCGUGGGGUACCUUAGCGAAAGCUCGAUGCACUUCGAGUUCAACAAGUUUGGCAUUGUGCAACCGCUCUCGGACGAAGCGUACGAUCUGCAUUGCCAGACGGACAUUUAUCGUGAUAUGAAGCUGCGGAUUAGCGACCGGCCGCUACUGUCGACGACUGCAAACCGGAAUCCUUACAAGGAGCAUGAUUUCUACAAGUGCGAGGUAUGCUCGAACCGUGGCCGAGCGGCUGAUUUUGUUACACCGGACUUUUGCAGCAUCAGCUGCGUGCAGGCAAGCAAAAAAACCGUUCUGCGAGAUUACAUCAUGCAUUCAACGCACGCUCUGCAGCAAACCUACGGGUUGUCGAAGGAAAACAAGGUUGGUGUGGGUAAGCUUCCAUCCGCAGCAGGAAAGAAGCAGAAGAUGCAGCGGUCCAAGAAGAAGCAGCCACCGGUGAAGCAAAAUGUGAAGAAAGCUUCACCGAUCUCUAUUACGACGGCCUCAUCCACUAGCGACGAUGAUUCCGUGAGCUCGCUGAGCCUUAACUCUAGCGCCUUCCUUAAACGGCAGACACUGCGGGAAUUAAUACCGGCCUCGCUCGACAUCAGUCCACCUCCGGCGUCGGCGGUACGAUCUACCGCAGACACCGCCGUGGAUGGUGGUGAGGACACCGAGUUUAACUGGAACCAUUAUCUCAAAAAGAACAAGCUCGAAUCGGCUCCGAUCCAUCUGUUUGGUCCUAACGCAUUCCCAUCGUCUGAUCAGGGUUCGAUGGAGAACAAUUUCCGCAUAGGCAUGAAGCUGGAAGCGAUCGAUCCGGAGAACAACUCCCUGUUCUGCGUCUGUACGGUGACUGAGGUGCGUGGUUAUCGUCUGAAGCUACAUUUUGACGGCUACCCGACCGAAUACGACUUCUGGGUGAAUGCAGACUCCAUCGACAUCUUUCCACCCGGCUGGUGUCAGAAGACAAACCGUGUGUUGCAACCACCGGCCAGGUACAUAGGACAGCCAUUCCACUGGCCAACCUACCUGCAGGAAUCGAACGGUAUCAUGCCUAAGAGUGAUAUGUUUCUGCAUCUAAAUCAUACGAGCGAUAGAAACAAGUUCGAAAUCGGCAUGGCCAUAGAGGCGGAUGAUUUGAAAAAGUCCGGCAAAGUGUGUGUCGCUACGGUGGCGGACAAAAUGGGCGACCGGAUACUGAUACACUUUGACGGAUGGGAUAACCGAUACGAUUACUGGGUGAGCAUUCACUCCAACUACAUUCAUCCAAUUAACUGGCACAAGGAAAACAAUGAUAAAAUCACCGCACCACCAGAUUGGAACAAACCAUUCGACUGGGAUAAGUACCUGCGGGUCAAGUCACGCAACAACCUGGGCGUGAUCAAGAAGGCGGAAAAGCCACUGUUUAAAACACGCCCUCCGGUUAACUUCAAAGUUGGCCAACUGCUCGAGGUGGUGGACAGGAAGCAGAAAAAGUUGAUUCGCCCUGCAAAAAUCAUUUCCACCGACAGUUACGAAUUGAGCAUAUGCUUUGAGGGUUGGCCACUGGAGUAUGAGUUCUGGAUUGAGGAUGACAGCACGGAUCUGCAUCCCAUCAACUGGUGUGCGCGCACGAAUCAUCCAUUGGAACCACCGCCCAAUUUUCUGUUGUUCAGCGACACAUUUGACGGCACGUGCGAGCUAAAGUUCUGCCUAAGCCGAGGCAAUAGCAGAUAUUCGCAGAAAAAGUUCCACGACCGAUCGUCUGAAUGUCCGUACAAACGUAUCAACUGGAUGAGCGAAGACCGCAAACCGCUCCGUCUUAGUCAUGACCAAGUACAAACUCAUAACAUCGUGAAGAUGCAGCCUGCCGAAGAGACGCAAACUGUCAAACAACUCAACUCCAACAGUAUGGCGGAAGUAAAGGCAGCUGCGCGGAAGAGUGUGGCUACCUCGGUGCUGAACGCCAGCAAGGUUAUGGCAGCAAGGAGACGUGCCAGCGUCGCCUGCAUUACGCCUACACCCGUACCGGCGAAGCGCAUUAAGCAAGAAGCGGAAGAACCGCUUAGUACUGCUACCUCGACUUCAACACCAACACCACCACCGUCCCGUGAUCCUUCCAAGGAGCGUAUUAUAGCGAAGAUCAAGGAAACUGAAGAUACUGCCGGCAGUAAUCAUUCGGCGGUCCGCGCUACAAACGCGAACGAAUUCAUCCGUUUGGCACGUCCCGUAAUUGAGGAGUACGGUCCACGGUUGUUGCAUUCGUACGAAGUUUGGCAACGGCACUCCCGUUACCUGGACGAAUGUACCGAACAGACCGGUGCAAUGCGCAAAAAUCCACUACACUGGACGACGGAUGAGAUGGCACGCUACAUAGAGCAACUGCCCGGCUGCGCGGAGUACGCGAGUAAGAUCCGGAACGAGGAAAUCACUGGCCGAUCGUUUCUGAGCUUUACACAAUCCGAUCUAAUCGAUUAUCUCGGCGUGAAGAUAGGACCGGCCAUUAAAAUCUACAACCGCAUCAUUCGAUUGCGCCAACUCGUAACUACUAAGUUCAUACAGUUGUAGACCGAAUGACCCUACUCCAGUCUCCCAUCGUUCUCGCUCUUUGUGGACCGGGACGUUAUGCUUUACUCAUAAGUAAGCUUGUGUGAUAUAGCUUUUUGGUUAAUUACAUUUUUUGUUUCUAUAUUUAGUGGAUGCGCUCAAACGAAAAGCCGUCUUACUUACAUACAAGCCGGUUUCAUUUUCCCACACAAAGCUUAAUACGCAUAUUUGCAAUAACGAUUUAUUUUUAAUCAAUAGUGUUUUUCAUCAACUUUUCGUUCAAUCUUCAUACUGUUAUGCGUAUAAGAAUAGUUUUAUAAUAAUCCCAUAGUUCAUUCGUCUGCUAAUAUAAUUGCGAGAAGCAAACCCACAAAGAAGCAAGGAUUUAUCAUGCUCUUAUCCCGUUGGAAGAUGCUGUAAAUAUUUAUUAUCAGUCUGGCCAACUGUUUACCAUUACUGUGGCUAGUGACGUUACAGAUAUAUAUUGAUAAAUCCCACUGAUCGUGAUCCCUGUGGCACAUAUCGUGACGGCGGACAACGCUUAGCAAUCUUGUUUCUCACAACACUCACGCAGGUUUAUACUAGAAUGUAUAAAAGCUGCUGCUGGACUACAGUGAAAGAAUGCAGGAUCGAUUUUAGUUUAA